CUGGCGGCUACCCUCCCCAGGCAGGUGGCUACCCUCCUCAGGCAGGCGGUUACCCUCCCCAGGCAGGCGGAUACCCUCCCCAGGCAGGCGGCUACCCUCCCCAGGCAGGCGGAUACCCACCUCAAGCUGUUGGCUACCCUCCCGCAGCAGGUGGCUACCCUCCCGCAGCAGGUGGCUACCCUCCCGCAGCAGGGGGCUUCCCUCCCCAGGCUGGUGGCUACCCAGCCCCAGCCGGAGGCUUUCCUUCUCAGGGGGGUGGAUAUCCACCACAGGCUGGAGCGGGUGGCUAUCCCUCUAUGCCACCAGCAGGUGGAGGCUGGGGUGCAGCACCAGGUGGAGCACCAGGUGGCUAUGGCGCGCCUGGAGGAGCUCAGCAGGGAUACCCAGGGGGCCCUCAGGGCCAGCCCAUGCCAAAUUACCCUGGAGCCCCUGCUGCAAACCCCUCCAUGCCUGGAUAUGGAGAAAGGAUACAGGGGUUCUAUUAAAGAUUACCCUGGAGCCGAUCCACUGAGGGAUGUGGAAGUUCUCCGAAAAGCAAUGAAAGGUUUUGGCACAGAUGAAAAUGCUAUAAUUGAACUUCUGGGAAGUCGCUCCAACAAGCAGAGGGUUCCACUGGUAGCAGCUUACAAAACUACUUAUGGGAAGGAUUUAUUCCAUGAUCUCAAGUCUGAGCUCACUGGAAACUUUGAGGAUCUGGUCCUCUCCAUGUUGAAGACUCCAUCGCACCUUGAUGCAUCUGAAGCCAGAGAGGCCAUAAAGGGUGCAGGAACUGAUGAAGCUUGUCUGAUCGAGAUUUUGUCAUCACGAUCCAAUGCAGAGAUUCAAGAGAUUAACAGAAUCUACAAAAAUGAAUACGGGAAGAAGCUGGAGGACGCCAUCAUCAGCGACACCUCUGGCCACUUCCGGAGGCUCCUGGUGUCUCUCUGUCAGGGAAACCGAGAUGAGCGUGAGACUGUGGACAUAGCUAUGGCCAAGCAGGACGCUCAGAAACUGUAUGCAGCCGGUGAAAAUAAAGUGGGGACUGAUGAGUCUCAGUUUAACGCCAUCCUGUGUGCUCGCAGCAAGCCUCACCUUCGUGCAGUCUUCCAGGAGUACCAGCAGAUGUGUGGCAGAGAGAUUGAGAAGAGCAUCUGCAGGGAAAUGUCUGGAAAUGUGGAGUCUGGCAUGGUGGCUGUAGUGAAAUGCAUCAAGAACACUCCUGCCUACUUUGCAGAGAGGCUCAACAAGGCCAUGAAGGGAGCAGGGACCAAGGACAGAACUCUGAUCCGUAUCAUGGUGUCCCGCUCUGAGGUUGACAUGCUCGACAUCAGACAGGAGUACCUGAAGGCCUACGGAAAGUCACUGUACACUCACAUCUCGGGUGAUACUUCUGGGGAUUACAAGAAGCUGCUGUUGAAGCUUUGUGGUGGCAACGACUAGACAGAAAGGAGGAUGACCUCCCAUAAGGACACCAUAUUUGUCCACGCUGCAACAAUGUUAUGGGAGCCUCAUAUCAUCUCUGAUGCAUGCAGCUAAUGUCAUUGUCCAGAUAGCUAAAGUGAAUCAAUCGUAAUUUAGUAUAUUCAAUGGUAAUGUGAUUUCUGUUACAGUAGUGAAUGCUGAGGAUAAAUGACAAAUUAUAUUUUAAAAGUAAGUGUAGUUGCAUGAACAUUUCCUACAUAGUUAAAGUUUGAACUAUUUGACUGUUAUGGUAACAAAGUAACUCUAUUGCAUAAAUUAAUAUAUAAAAUAUAAAUCAAAGCCCCAAAUCUAAAGUCUUUAAUUUAGGUAGUUAAAAAAAAAAUGCUGUAACAGCAGAGUUUUAUAAAAUGACAAGAGCACAUGCAUUUGAUGUCAUUGAUUUUAUUUGAUUCUGACACAUAUCCAGUGAUUUCAAUUUAGCUUAAGUGUAGUUUAAGUGGAUGUAAGCUUUGGAAAAGCGGGUCACAAUUUCAUUUCAGGUUACUGUUUCAUGCUUGAAAAGAAAAUGAGCAAGAGGUGUACCCACCCCCCAGCCUUAAAUGUGCUUUGAUGCUAAGAUUGUACCCCUGCUUGCACAUCUAUGCAAAUAACUUUAUGUUAAAUAUCAAAUAUCAUUUAUAGAAAAAGUUGCCUUUUAAUCAGUGCACAGAAGCCAAAGUUUAGACAGACAUUAUUGCCUGUUAUGUGCUGUGUGUAAAUUGACAGAGCUGGUCUAUACUCUCACUUGCAUGGAAAACAAAAUGUAAUUUUACAUCAUACAUAAAAUGUUUAAUUUACCCUCAUAAUCUCCUUCUGCUGGUUUUAUAUUCUACUACCAGCAGAGGGCUCCUGUCUCACAUUAAGUGCCAUUUUAGCCUACUAACAUUUAGCUUGUACUAAGACUUACUGUCACAAUUGUCUUUGUAAAAGAAAGAUUGUAAAUCAAUCAACGGCUUUCUUAGAACAAACACCUAUUGUUUCAAUAAAAACACUUUGGCAUACCUUGGUUGUCCUAAUGAAAUAUGUUCAUAUGUUUUUGCAUAACUGGGGUCAACAUACCAUGAGCAAUUUGCAUUUGAAAUCUG
Molecule: messenger RNA, 2525 nt
Organism: Menidia menidia (Atlantic silverside)
Lineage: Eukaryota; Metazoa; Chordata; Actinopteri; Atheriniformes; Atherinopsidae
Source: the annotation of a GenBank genome assembly